Messenger RNA from Populus trichocarpa (black cottonwood), 2521 nucleotides. RefSeq names its product protein SENSITIVE TO UV 2. The coding region runs from base 73 to 2241 and encodes 722 amino acids. The transcript is spliced from 12 exons. NCBI's taxonomy places the organism in Eukaryota, Viridiplantae, Streptophyta, Magnoliopsida, Malpighiales, Salicaceae. Gene Ontology annotation, biological process: DNA damage response. The record is from RefSeq and is a predicted model, not a curated record.
GCAUAUAGAGGAACGGCGCACAAUCCCAACUCCCAACAGCUCUGUCUUAAUUCAAAAACUGGCAAGGGAAAAAUGAAAGAAGAAGAAGAAGAAGAGGAGGAGGAAGGGUUUGAAGAAUGGGGCGCUGAUUUCUUAGAACAAUUGAUCCAAGUCGAAGAACACGCUCUUUCUUCUCAACUCCCCUCCUCCAUAUCCCCCCCUUCCACCACCACCACCAAACUCUCCUACCUCCCACCACCAGUACAACCACCGCAACAACAACAACACCAAGAUUAUCAAAAUAAUUCCAUCAGUUACUCUCCUCCUCGAGAACUCUCUCAAAGACCAAUCGAGUUCGGUAUCAACUACAAUAACAGCAUGACGUUUGAUGGUUUUUCUAACCAAUUCUCGCAUUCCGCUCCUUCUACUUCCGUCUCCAACGAUAAUGCAAGAGACCUGGAAAUUGAUCGCUUAAAGAGAGAAUUGGGCCGCGUAUCAAAGCACCUUACAAAUUUGGAAAAAGAAUGCUUUGAACUUAAGAAGGAGAGAAGAAAAAAAGAUGACCAAAUUAAAUCUGCAUAUGCAAAUAUUGAAGAAAAAGAUAUGGAUGUUCACAGCCGAAAAAAGACGAAUUUUGGCAGGGAACAUGGGUUUCACAGCAAGGAUGUUCAUGGAAUUUCCCAGCACUCUAAAAAUGCAAAACCUUUGGAGGACCAGAUUGAUAUAGCUUCUACGUCCAAGGCCAUAGGAGUUCAGACAGAGAGAAGCAUUGAUUUUACCAAAAUAGACUUGAACAAUGAUUUAUCUUCUCACCUUGAACUUUCCAAAACAUUGCUGGGCAUCUGGGGUUCCACAAGUGAACAACAAUUAGGAAGAAAUAUGAUCUCCAAGUUGUUCAUGGCCUGCCUGACAGAUUUUCAGGUUCUUUUUGGGUGCAUGAGCAUGAAUAUGUCCUCUAGAGUACAAAUGGACUAUAUGCCAGGUGAAAGCUCUUCUCAUGCAGCUUUGCAGUAUCAUUUGCGUUCUUUUCCGACAUCUGAAGCUGCAAAAGUUUCUCAUCUGUAUUCUGUACUGACAAAGAUCAAUAAUGGAGUGCUACAGUUGGAAGCUUUGUUUAGAUCUUUACUUGAUCUUUGUGAUGUUCCAAAUGUUUCCAUUCUUUCUAGUUCUUUACAUAUACUGCUCGUCUUUUUGAAGUACCUAUUGAGUUUGGGAACAAAAUUGGGAGGGGACAAUAUCAAGAUUGAGGGACUUUGCUCUGGGGGCAGCCUUGGAGGCCAAGAUCUGUUUAGUGUGGUCAGCCAUGAGACAUCUCAUGUGGGCUGUAGUUCGCAUGGGAUCAGAUCUUUUGAUUUAAAACACCUGUGCAAGAAGCGAUGCUGGAAUGCUGACACAUCAUUGCUUCUUACUUCUGUAAACUGGGUUUCUUUGUUUGAACUGAUGCUUCGGGUUGCUGUGAGCAAUACAGAAGAAUGUGUGAGACUGGAGGCAGUCUCUAUCAUGAAUGUGAUUCUGAUGAGUACUAAUGCGUUUACACAGAGGGAAAAGUUUGGCCAAUUACCAAUUUUUGAAAGCAUAGCACAAUUGUUAAAAAGGGAAGCUGGCUCACGUGUCCAAAAGGAAGCUCUCCAUCUUCUAUUCUUGUUGCUAAAUUGUUCCAAGCUGUUGAGCAUAUUUUGCUCUGGUUGUAAAGAGGCAGAGAUUUCUGAUUCCACAAAUGACAAGAAAAUUACUUCAACACCCAAAGGAUUCAGUAGCACCCUUGAGGGCUUGGCAGAAUGUAUUGCAUGCUCUGGAUAUAGCCUACAGGAUAUUGAACUUCGCAAGCGGGCUAUCAUCAUGCUGGCCUUUUUAGCCUCAUCUGGAAAACCUGGGUUUGAAAUUAUGGUGACUUGCAAAUUACCUGGAGAGACAAACUUUCUUAUGUUGAUUUUGCAAGUGUUGGUGUCCGAAAUGGAUGUAGAAGCUUCUGCUGAGCCAGAAAGAAGCAUCAAAGCAAGGACAUUGCUGAUUCGGGAGGCACUGAUAUUACUUAAUAGACUUGUGUCCAAUCCUGGCUACUCGGCUAUAGCGUUGCGUGUAUUAACAGCUAGAAGAGAUAUGGCUAUUUUGACCAUCGAUAUUGCAAACAGGUUGUCCCAAGAAGACCAGAGACACAGGCAAUCUGAUGUCCAAGGACAUGUGAAAGAAUCAGAAAUUGUUGAGUUAGGUCAGGUAUUUAAGAAAAGGGUUUUUGCUUAUCUAGGGGAUAAAAUGUCAUAAGAAAAAACUGGAUAUCAUGGUUCAAAUGAACUUAGAUUUUGUAUCUGUAUGGCAUUAAUUGGCCCAAAAUAGCUACCAUUUCCGUAAGGUUCGAGUAAAUAGAUUUUUUGCUGGGUCAGCCAUUUUCAUCAAAAUUCCUUUUGGAAAUUGACCUCCCCCCAAAGAUUGCUUCACCUAGAAAUUUUUUAUACGUCUUGGAGGACCGGAUCGCCCACAUAGAGCAUAUGCUGUAUGUCGAUUUUUUUUUUAAUUAAUGCAAAAUACUAUAAUUUUGCUAUUA